AUGGCUCACGAUACUAUUUAUUUGCUGCCUCUGAAUGAUGACGGUUCUCCAGAUGUGCCCGGGGGAUACAUCUAUCUUCCGCCUCCGGACAACCCUGAGUAUUCGCUCCGCUUCGUGAUUGAGGGAAGCAGCUCGAUUUGCAGGGAUGGCACGCUUUGGGUCAACAUGCCUGAGAUCGGGAAACCGUUUGAUCGCUCGGCCUAUCGAGGCUUCAAAUUAUCUCCAGACUUCAGCAGGAAUAUCCAGAUUGAUGUACCCGUUACGUGCCCCGGAUCUUUCGCUUACUACGUGACAUAUUCUCCUCUUCCCGAUUUCACCAUUUCUCCCGGCCAGGUUGUGGAGCCAACAAGGACACCCACGCACUAUAUCGAUGUUUCUCCUCGGUUGAGCCUCGGUGGCCGAGGCAUCCCACUCAAUGCCCUAUCCAUAUUCUCAGUGAAUUCCAAGUUCAUGGGCAAGUAUCCCGAGGACUGGGACAAACAUCUCAGCAGCAUAUCCCGUCGCAAGUAUAACAUGGUCCAUUUCACACCGCUGAUGAAGCGAGGUGCUUCGAACUCUCCCUACAGCAUUUUUGAUCAGCUUCAAUUUGAUGAUGUCGCGUUUCCGAAUGGAGAAGAAGAUGUCCGCCAGCUCAUCCAAACCAUGGAGGGGGAGCACUCGCUCCUAUCUCUCGCUGAUGUCGUCUGGAAUCAUACUGCGAAUAACAGCAAGUGGCUCGAGGAACACCCAGAGGCCGGGUACAGCAUUGAGACCGCCCCUUGGCUUGAAGCCGCAUUGGAUCUGGAUACUGCAUUGCUGCAAUUCAGUCAGGAUUUGCAAAAGCAUUCCUUGCCAACAGAUAUUAAUACAGUUGACGACUUGACAACUGUGAUGGACGGAAUGAAGGAGCAUGUGCUCAAAGAUCUUCGGCUAUGGGAGUUCUAUGUCCUUGAUGUAAAGGCAAACACACAAAAUAUACUGGAUGAGUGGAAAUUAUCCAAGGAUAUUGAUUUACAAAGUGGGCAAUGGGCCGAACUCGGCCUAAAUAGCUUCAAAACAUUAACCUUGGAGCAACAGACCACCCUCAUCCGUGAAAAGGCAAUUCCAACUGCCAACCAAAUUCUCGGACGGUUCAGCCGAGCCAUUGACGUCCAAUUUGGUGUUGCCAUUGCUACUGCUCUCUUCGGCCAGUUUGACUCGGCCAGCUCAGAUCUUCCCCCCGUGUAUGAUGCUCUGCGCAAGCUACUCGACGUAGUCAACGUCCCGUUCUACAAGGAAUAUGAUAUAGACCUGUCCGCGAUAACAGAUCAACUCUUCAAUCGUAUCAAGUACAUGAGGAUCGACGACCACGGGCCAAAGCUCGGGCCUGUGACUGAAGAUAAUCCUCUUAUAGAGUCAUACUUUACCCGGCUGCCUUUGAACGACAUCACGAAAAAGCACAACCCAAAGGCAUUAGCUCUAGCAAACAAUGGUUGGAUUUGGAAUGCUGAUGCUAUGCGUGAUAAUGCUGGUCCAGACUCUAGGGCCUACCUACGACGAGAAGUGAUCGUCUGGGGCGAUUGUGUUAAACUACGGUAUGGAAGUUCGCCCAAGGACAGCCCGUUCUUGUGGGACUUCAUGGCAAAGUACACGCGCUUGAUGGCCAAGUACUUUUCCAGCUUCCGAAUUGACAACUGCCAUUCAACUCCACUGGUAGUUGCGGAGUAUCUUAUUGAUGAGGCACGGAAAGUCCGCCCUGAUCUUGCCAUUUUCGCCGAACUCUUCACCGGCUCUGAGGAGGCCGAUUAUGUCUUCGUCAAGCGGCUUGGUGUCAAUGCCCUCAUCCGUGAGGCCAUGCAAGCCUGGAGUCCGGGGGAGCUCAGCAGGUUGGUGCACCGUCAUGGCGGUCGUCCUAUUGGCAGUUUUGAGCUUGAUCUACCCUCACCAGGUUUAGCUUUCAGUAAGUCCAAUUCCGACGGCGGCGAAAAAGAGAACAUCCGCAAAAUCCGCCCCAUACCUGUCCCAGCAUUGUUCAUGGACUGUACACAUGAUAACGAAAUGCCGGCUCAAAAGCGAAGUGGGAAGGACACCUUACCAAACGCCGCACUCGUUGCCAUGUGCGACUCUGCGGUGGGAAGUGCCAUGGGCUAUGAUGAAAUCUAUCCAAAGAUUGUGGAUCUAGUGCACGAGACUCGUUCAUAUUCCGUGUCUGAACUGCCCGAGUCUCCCACGAUUGACGAGCUAGCCAGUCUCCCGGGGAUCUGCGGUCUCAAACGGCUGCUUAACGAGCUUCAUACCAUGAUGGGCUUGGGGGGCUAUGACGAGACGUUCAUACAUCACGAUGGUGAAUAUAUCACCGUGCAUAGGGUCCAUCCUCAAAGUCGAAAGGGCAUAUUCUUGAUCGCCCACACGGCUUUCCCAGGCCAAGGCAGCGGGGCCCUUCUCCCGGCUACCCAACUCGCCUCUACUCGUGUUAACCCUAUCGGAACUUGGCAGCUCACAGUUCAGGAGGAAAACAGUGACAAAGAGCAAGCUCUAGCAGAUCCAUCCUACCUUCGGGGCUUGCCAAGCCAAGUUCACAAGAUCGAGGGUACUAGGAUUGAGGAGAAAGAUAACAACACUAUCAUCUCGGUCUUGGACACCUUUGUUCCUGGCUCCAUCGCUUUGUUCGAAACAUCGAUCCCUGGUUUUGAAGAUGCAGCUGCACUCACCAACGACAGCAUCACUCAAGGUGCAGGUGAUGCAUUUUCAGAGCUAAGCUUGAUUGAUCUCAACUUUGUGCUGUAUCGCUGUGAGGCUGAAGAGAGGGACUCGAGUGGCGGCCAAGAUGGAGUGUAUAGCAUUCCAAACUAUGGACCAUUAGUCUAUGCAGGUCUACAAGGGUGGUGGAGUGUUCUCGAGAACAUCAUUAGGUAUAAUGAUCUAGGGCAUGCCUUGUGUGAUCACCUUAGGCAAGGCCAAUGGGCACUUGAUUACAUCGUCGGGCGCCUGGCAAAGGCAGCACAAAAGCCGGAGUAUGGCUCUCUCCAGCGUCCUGCUAAGUGGCUGGAGGAGAAAUUCCAGGCAGUCCGCGGCUUGCCAAGUUUCCUCUUGCCCCGUUACUUUGCUAUUAUUGUCCAGACCGCCUAUGUGUCUGCCUGGAACAGGGGUAUACAGCUCCUGGGAAACGACGUGCGGGUCGGCCAAGUCUUUAUCCAACAACUCGCCAUGGUCAGUGUUCAGCAAACAGGGCUUGUCAACUCAGCGUCCCUAUGGCCUACAAAACAAGUUCCCUCCCUUGCUGCCGGUCUGCCUCACUUUGCGACUGACUGGGCAAGAUGCUGGGGUCGAGAUGUCUUCAUCUCCCUCAGAGGUCUUCUUCUUUGCACUGGCAGAUUCCACGAUGCCAAGGAGCAUAUUCUGGCCUUUGCUAGUGUGCUCAAGCACGGUAUGAUCCCGAAUCUUCUCGGUAGUGGCAAACUACCACGGUACAAUUCCCGCGACUCGAUUUGGUUUUUGUUGCAGGCAAUCAAGGAUUACACAAUCAUGGCCCCCGAUGGCCUAGAGAUCCUGAACGAGAAGGUUCCCAGGCGCUUCCUUCCGUAUGAUGAUACAUGGUUCCCGUUCGAUGAUCCUAGAGCCUAUUCGAAGAGUUCGACGGUAUUGGAGGUAAUUCAGGAAGUCUUCCAACGACACGCUUCAGGUCUCUCGUUCCGCGAGUACAAUGCCGGUCCUGAACUUGAUAUGCAAAUGAAACCAGAAGGGUUCCAGAUUGACAUCAAGGUUGAUUGGGAGACGGGGCUUAUCUUCGGCGGAAGCCAAUUCAACUGCGGAACGUGGCAGGACAAAAUGGGUGAGAGCGAAAAGGCUGGCAACAAGGGGGUUCCAGGAACACCACGGGAUGGUGCGGCAAUCGAAAUCACCGGUUUGGUUUACAGUGCUUUGACGUGGGUUAUAACCCUUAGAGAACAAGGGCUCUAUCCGCAUGACAAGGUGGAUAUCGGCAACAGCGAAUCCGUCACGUUCGAAGACUGGGCUGCAAAGAUCAAAAGCAAUUUCGAGCGUUGCUAUUAUAUCCCACUGGAUUCAAAGGAAGACGAUCAACACGAUGUUGACCCAGGGAUCGUUAAUCGCCGAGGAAUCUACAAAGAUUUAUAUCGAUCCGGCAAGCCGUAUGAGGAUUAUCAGCUCCGCUCAAACUUCCCCAUCGCAAUGGUCGUUGCUCCCGAUCUCUUCACACCAUCUAAAGCGUUGGCCGCGCUUGCUCUUGCCGACUCGGUUCUUGUCGGUCCAAUUGGAAUGGCCACACUGGAUCCCUCCGAUCUAAACUACCGUCCCAACUAUCACAACUCUGAAGACUCGACCGACUUCGCGACCUCCAAGGGUCGGAACUAUCAUCAAGGCCCAGAGUGGGUAUGGCAACGGGGAUACUACCUUCGUGCCCUGCUCCACUUUGAUCUUGCCCGCAGGCAGACAGAACAUGAGCGAACGGAAGCAUUCCAGCAGGUAACCAGGCGCCUGGAAGGCUGUAAGCGGGCACUCAGAGAAAGUCCUUGGAAGGGCCUCACGGAGCUCACGAACAAGGAUGGUAGCCAUUGUGCUGAUUCGUCUCCGACCCAAGCUUGGUCUGCUGGUUGUCUACUUGAUCUGUAUUAUGAUGCGUCACGAUAUGCAUAG
Molecule: messenger RNA, 4614 nt
Organism: Aspergillus calidoustus
Lineage: Eukaryota; Fungi; Ascomycota; Eurotiomycetes; Eurotiales; Aspergillaceae
Source: the annotation of a GenBank genome assembly